Molecule: messenger RNA, 4835 nt
Organism: Scylla paramamosain (green mud crab)
Lineage: Eukaryota; Metazoa; Arthropoda; Malacostraca; Decapoda; Portunidae
Product: organic cation transporter protein-like
Exons: 12
Coding region: 972-2510 (512 amino acids)
Biological process (GO): transmembrane transport
Cellular component (GO): membrane
Molecular function (GO): transmembrane transporter activity
Source: RefSeq, a predicted model, not a curated record
UGUGGAAGGUUUCAGAGCUCGUUGUGUUCCGCCCAGCAGUGCACCCCGUCAGGAUACAGCGUGAGCCCCAUUCCCUGAACAGACGUCCCCUCACAUGCCGCCCGCCUCCCGCCCUCCGUCUGUCAGUGGCGGAAGUUGCAACUCGAUGUGUAGGAAGUAACCCCAAUGAGUGAGUACUGUCUCCUGGCGGUGUUUUAUCGCCCCCACGCCCUUCACGCUUUCAGUACUCGCAGGAGGAGUUGACAGGAGAAGGCCAGAGAGUGUUUUGAUGUAUCCCGUCUAGCUAGAGUUCUGUAUGGGAGGAAUUAAAAGCGGAAUGUUGAAAUGAGGCUAAGUGGCAACUGCAGGGGUCGAGGUACCGAGUGUUAGCAGCGAGGAAGGGUGGGUUGUGCGCUGCUCCUUGCCUCCAUCACAGCGCCACCCUCCGGCCCUCCCCAGAGUGCUCAUGUUUAAGUGCUGGUGUCAUGCUCAUGUCCUAACGAGGCACUCAUCACUUGCUCAUCGCCAACUCAUCACCGCCUCACACUCCCCACCAAGUGACACACGCUUGGAGAGGAAGAAAACGUGAUAGAAAUCGGAUGUGUCGUCGUGUGUGUAGUGUGUGCGUCUCUCGGUUCUGGUCGACGUGCGGGACCGAGUGUUGCGAGUUGCGAGGGAGGGAAGGAGUGAAGGAAGGCAACACCAUGAAGGAGAGCUGCUGUAGCCCAUCCCGGUGAGCACAGGCCGGCAGGUGGCAAGGUGAAGGUGAGGCAGGGAGGUGUAGAGUGGGCCGAGAUCUAAAGGGUUACAAUCACCGUCCUGUCACACCUGGAGCGCCGCCCACACCUCACAGCCUCGACAGAUACUACUGCACGAGGCUCCUGAGGGCAUCGGAGAGGGGACACAGACGCCACUUGUAACUCUACUCACCACCUUCAACAUCUUCAAUACCUCCGUCAUCGCCUUCUUCAGCGUGUCCUUCAGCCGCCACCAUGAGCUCGCCGCGGGGCCUGGACGGGGUGCUGGCGUACUUGGGCAACCCUCACCCCAGCGUCACGGUCCAGCUGCUCUUCACACUCGGCUUGGCUGUGCUGGGCUUGGGCUCCCCUGAGGUGUUCAUGAUGCUGCCGGUGCCCCUGUACAGCUGCUGGCACGCCUACAGCCCCAACGACGUAGGCAACGAAUGGUGUAUGGGUGAGGAGCUGAUGCCGAGCACGCCUACGGAUGACGACAGACUGGUGCUGGCAUGUGCAGAGCGCAAGUGGCAGCCGUUCUCGUUCCCCGGGGCGGUGCUGGCGGGUAUGCGGGUGAUGGUGGUGCUGGUGGCGGGCCUCUGCAUGGACGUGCUGGGCCGCCGCCGCUCCGUCGUGGCCUGGAUGGGACUGUACUUCGUGGUGGCCUUCUCCCGCUCCUUCUCUCCCAACGAAGAGGCCGUGGUGCUGUGCGUCACGCUGGAGGGGGCCGCCGCACAGGCCGUCACCCUGGCGCUGCUGCUGCUGGCCGCGGAGGGCAGCACGCAGGGGGAGUGCGUGCGGUCCGUGUGCCUGGUGGUGCUGGGUCACGCGGUGGGCAUCGGGGCAGGGGCGCCUCUCGUCCACCACUUCGUUGACGGCGAGGUGUACCGCCAGAUGGCACGCAGCCUGCCCGCCCUGGUCUUCGUGCCCUUCAUCAUGGCCUUGCCGGAGAGUGCGCGGUGGGCGGUUUGUCGCGGUCGCCCUCACGACGCCACGCUCAUCCUCAAGCGGUCACACCACAUGACCUUCGACCCCACCAUGAAGCAGAAGCUGGCCACCCUGUAUGAGGAGCACAAGGAGUCCAUGGACCACUACGGGUGCCGCGGCCACGCCCUGAGGGAGAGUGUGGUGCCCCUGGUGAGAUCCGGGCGCCUGCUGCUCUCCGCCCUCGUGUUCAUGCUGUGCGGCUUGGCCUACGGGUGUGCCGCCAGUGCCCGCCACCUCUUUGACGCCGUGCCCUUCAUGAGCUACGAGGACCGCCAGGUGACGUUUGCGGCGUUCGAGUUCAUAUUCCUGCUGGUGAUGGGGCUAACGGUGACUCGACGUGGCGUGAAGUGGGUGCUGGUUGGGCUCAUGUCGGCACUGUCCAUAGCGCUGCUGCUCACGCGCGUCCUCCACAAAACCGGGAUCCUGAACAGCUGCGGCGCCUACGUGUUCAUCUCGGGCCUGGGUCACGGGUGCGUGGUGCUGGCGGGCGUGUGGCUGACCAUGGGGGUGAUCCGUCUCACGCCCACGCACUCCCGGGGCUUCGUGCUGGGCGCCACCUACUCCAUGGCUACGCUGGGGCAGAUAUUCCCUUACUUCGAUGUCGUGAGCGCCUUUAUCUGGACGGGCUCCUAUCUUGACGUGUUCGCGGAGAUCGGGCUAUGGGCCAUCGUGACCUUCGUGGCGGGCCUGCUCACCCUGCUGCUGCCUAAGACCCCCACCUGCCUGCCAGACACCCUCAGACACCUCUACAGGAAUGUGCAGUGUGAGAAACCUGAUCCAGAGGAGGAGCACGAGAACACUCACCUGUGAUGCGCCACCGUCGCCGCCGCCGCCACCACCACCACCACCACCAUUGGCACUAUGCACAACACCUCACCACUAUUUAGAAAGUACAGUGGCACACUCACUCACCACCAUAAACACUAACAUCAACUACUACUACUACUACUACUACUACUACUACUACUACUACUACAUCUGCCACCACCAGUACUUUCUCACACAGGCGGAGAAACAAGGCUUCUCAUAAUAGUCGUACACACACACACACACACACACACACACACACACACACACACACUCCAGAUCUAUUAUACGUUAGAAAGAAGGAAAAUGAGAGAAGGAAAGGAGAGAAAAGUAAUUGAUAAGUUAGAAUAAUUACUGUCAUUAUCAUUCCUGCUGUCAUCAUCACUACCAUCAUCACAAAAAAAAAAAAAAACAUAACAUAUAUCUAUCUAGUGACUGUGAAGAAAAGAAAAGAAGAGAAGAAAUACUGCAAUAAAAAAUGAAUACUAUAUAAUAAGAUUGUCGAAAAAAAAGUAAAGUAAUCUAAAGUAAAAAGAAAAUUAUGCGGUGAUAUGGUGUGAAAAGUAAAAAAAAAAAACUGAUAAAAAUAGUGAAAAAUAUUAAUGUGAAAUGGUGAAACAAGAGCGUCUCCGUAGAAGAAACAUUAUCGUGAAAUUGUGAAAGAAAAAAAGUGAAAAAUAUUAUAGUGAACUUUAAAAUGACUCGAAACUCGGCAGGACGAGACUCGAAGGUUCGGAAGGUUCAUUGAUCAGAGGUGUUCUGUGGAGGCUUCACUGCUUCGAAACUUAUGAGGCUUCGAACUCUAGUGAUGAAAUGAAGUAUAGAGAGAGAGAGAGAGAGAGAGAGAGAGAGAGAGAGAGAGAGAGAGAGAGAGAGAGAGACUUGCUAUUCUGGUUGUAUCCGAAACAGGUGAGAAUAUAUAUAAAUAACUAAUUCAUUUGUUUUUGGUAGGGAAAUAAAUACGUUUUUCUAAUUGUGUGUGUAAAGAAUUGCUAUUUUUUUUUUUUUUCAGCAGACGGGAAUUCUUGGAUAUGUAUUACUGGGAAUGGGAAGGAAGUGAUGGGUGGACGGAACUGAGAAUUAAGUGUAGGGAUUGGUGAUAGAUAGACACACGGCUGCAGGAGGAGUGAUAGGAAUGAGAAAAGGGGAAAAGGGAAGGAAAAGAAGAAUGGAUGGAGAUUAGUGUGGUAGAGACGAAACUAGACAGAAUAAUGAAAAGGGAAGAGGAAACAAACAAAAGUGGUAAUACGAACAAUAGAGAUGGACAUUAGCAGGAAGGAAGAAGAAAAGGGAAGGAGAAAAGAUGAAGAUUGGAAGAAGAGCAGAUAAUUGAUACAAGAAUGGAGAAAAGUGGGAGAAGGAACAGAAAAAAAAUAAAUAAAUAAACAGGAAUAAAGGAGGAAAAUAUAUGUAGAUGUUUAUUUGAAAGUGUAUUAAUGAGACGAAUGACAAACAAACCGAAGUAUUUAGUAGAAACGCUUCAAACAAUACUUCAAGAGUAACUGGGAUGAAAGUUUAUGGAUUACAGGGUAGAAUUUUUGUUUUCCUUAGAACUUAGGAUUUAUUGUUUAUAUUAAUUAAGGAGAGAUCAUAUUGCUUUACUAGACUAUGAACUUUUUAAAAACAGACAAAAGGAGUUUUUUUUUUUCAGAAGCGAGUGAGUCGUGGGUAAAACUUUGGUGAUUGUCAGAUUUUGCAUUACUGAGCCUUAGAAUCGAGGUACCUUUCUUUAUCGAGGAGAGAUUGUGUGUGUUGGAGUGACAAGAGUGAACAUUUAGCAUUGAAAGACGUGAGGAGAGACGAUUUUUGUAAGUGAUGAGUUGAGAGAACAAUAUCGUAGUUGUCAGAGUUUGCUUUACUGAGCUUUAGAACUGAGGUAACUUAUUUUUCUUUAUACAGAAGAGAUUAGAUGAACUUUUAACAUUAAAACACCGUAAGAGAAUCAUUGUGAAAAGUGAGGAGUUUUGCCAGAAAGUUCAUGUGUUAAAACUAGAGAAAUUAUAUACCUACAAGAUAGCAUUUUGACACGGAAACUAGGAGAGAGAGAGAGAGUGGUAGCAAUGAUUGCUGUACGAUAAUGUUCUCCGUGCGUACGAUGAAGUUGUUUUAGUAAGCGAUAUACAAGAGUCAAAAGUUGUGCAUUUAUUUAGUAGCAUUUUGAUUUGAUUUGAUAUUCUAUUCUUACCUUGCACUGUCCAGAUAGAUAGAUAAAGAAAUAAAUAGUUCCCACCCACCGCCUUUAGACACUGGAGACAUUUUAUGACUUAAAGCUAAUUAUUGUUAUUAUUGUUGUGUAUUGUAUAUUUUUAAUUAAAGAUGAUUUUUAUU